CAUGCGCGUCUGGGGUCGGCUCGAAUGCCGGCGGCCUCCGCGGAAAAGAGGGAGAUGGCGCUGGACGGACCCGAGCAGAUGGAGCUGGAAGAGGGCAAGGCCGGCAGUGGACUCCGCCAGUAUUAUUUAUCCAAGAUUGAAGAGCUUCAGCUGAUCGUGAAUGACAAGAGCCAAAAUCUCCGGCGGCUACAGGCGCAGAGGAAUGAGUUGAAUGCAAAAGUUCGCCUGUUGCGGGAGGAGCUACAGCUGUUGCAGGAACAAGGCUCCUACGUGGGGGAGGUGGUCCGGGCCAUGGACAAGAAGAAGGUGCUGGUUAAGGUACACCCUGAGGGCAAGUUUGUUGUAGAUGUGGACAAGAACAUCGACAUCAAUGACGUGACACCCAAUUGCCGGGUGGCUCUCAGAAAUGACAGUUACACUCUGCACAAGAUCCUGCCCAACAAGGUGGACCCGCUGGUGUCCUUGAUGAUGGUGGAGAAGGUUCCAGACUCAACCUAUGAGAUGAUUGGAGGGCUGGACAAGCAGAUCAAGGAGAUCAAAGAAGUGAUCGAGCUGCCUGUUAAGCACCCGGAGCUCUUUGAAGCCUUGGGAAUUGCACAGCCCAAGGGAGUGCUGCUGUACGGACCCCCAGGCACUGGGAAGACGCUGUUGGCCCGGGCAGUGGCACAUCACACAGACUGCACCUUUAUCCGCGUCUCUGGCUCUGAAUUGGUACAGAAAUUCAUUGGGGAAGGGGCCAGGAUGGUGAGAGAGCUGUUCGUGAUGGCUCGGGAGCACGCGCCCUCCAUCAUCUUCAUGGAUGAAAUCGACUCGAUCGGCUCCUCCCGCCUGGAGGGGGGCUCAGGCGGGGACAGCGAAGUGCAGCGCACCAUGCUGGAGCUGCUCAACCAGCUGGACGGCUUUGAGGCCACCAAGAACAUCAAGGUCAUCAUGGCCACCAACAGGAUCGACAUCCUGGACUCAGCAUUGCUCCGGCCGGGGCGCAUCGACAGGAAAAUUGAAUUCCCACCGCCCAACGAGGAGGCCCGGCUGGACAUUCUGAAGAUCCAUUCUCGGAAAAUGAACCUGACCCGGGGCAUCAACCUGAGGAAAAUUGCUGAGCUCAUGCCGGGAGCGUCGGGGGCUGAAGUGAAGGGCGUGUGCACAGAAGCCGGCAUGUAUGCCCUGCGGGAGCGGCGAGUUCACGUCACCCAGGAGGAUUUCGAGAUGGCAGUAGCCAAGGUCAUGCAGAAGGACAGCGAGAAGAACAUGUCCAUCAAGAAGCUCUGGAAGUGAGGUGGCCACACUCUGGGUGGAUCCCCCAAAUAAAGCUUUGUGGGUCAAGCCUG
Messenger RNA from Echinops telfairi (small Madagascar hedgehog), 1328 nucleotides. It is a transcript of the gene PSMC5, whose product is annotated as proteasome 26S subunit, ATPase 5. Gene Ontology annotation, cellular component: proteasome regulatory particle, base subcomplex. Gene Ontology annotation, biological process: proteasome-mediated ubiquitin-dependent protein catabolic process. The transcript has 12 exons. The record is from RefSeq and is a predicted model, not a curated record. The coding region runs from base 25 to 1275 and encodes 416 amino acids. Lineage: Eukaryota; Metazoa; Chordata; Mammalia; Afrosoricida; Tenrecidae. Gene Ontology annotation, molecular function: proteasome-activating activity; ATP binding; ATP hydrolysis activity.